AAAAACUAUUUUAUCGUAUGUGUAUUUUUUUCUAAACGGACCCGCCCUCGGCAAAAUCCUGACUACGACACGGAAUAAAAAGAACCAAAAUGCACAAGGAAACAUGUACUUGCAACAAAAAUGAGUAGUUAUCAUGUAACUACACAUACAUAUUGUUAGUAAGUCUAAUUACCACUAAUUUGGUAGAUGAUAUUAGAAUAUGAUUGUAGUAUCAUGUCAGUGUGCAACCGAACAGAAAUUGGGAUAUUAGGAUAUUAGAAUUUGUGACGCUAAUGCAGAGUUUUAAAAUCUCCCUAUUCAUCAUUUGUUAAAAUAUCAAAAGUGUCUUUUCUUGGCUUGACUUUCUCACAGAACAGAAUUUCUGGCAGCAAGCAAGCUAACAGCUAGAGACUAGAGAGGAAUUAUUUUGGUUUGAAGUAGGGGAAGUAGCAAAGAUAAUUAAGAUACCCCUCUGCCGGCCGUCUUGUCACUGAGCCGAUCGAUCAAACUCCAUGGUAGCUAGCUAGCUGUAACAGAUGGAGUCAUGCAUUCUUCAUGCAAACAGAAGCAGUUCCCCAAAUUUCAUCAUCAUCAUGGAAAGAUGGAUGAGGUUGAGAAGCAGCUACAAUAUAACUCUCACGGUGCCACUCAUCAUCAUCCUCCACAUGAUUACUCAUACCACCCAACAAUUGACGUUCAUGUACAUUUGCAACAAGGAGAAGUUCGACGACGGCGACCUCCGGCUGCCGUGCGCCUACAGUCUCUUAGAAAUUCUGUCUCUUUAUAGAAUCGAGGGUGGGAUGCCCGGAAAGCAGGAAUGCGCCGGCCCGGACUCGGGUGUCUACGGUUACGUGUGGGUCGAUGUGACAAGAAGAGACGCGGAUAUUACUGAUUAUGUCUCCCUAGCUGAGGCUGUUCUCAAGAACAAUUGCCCUAACCGCAAAGGAGCCCAAGUAAACGAAACCACUGGGAUUUGUCGAGUGAGGUAUGAGCUCUAUUCCUUCACCAUCGCCGGAACUACUACUUGAAGGAGCUCGCCGGCCGGUCGGCCGGAAGAAGAAUCAUCCUAAGACUACCAAACACAAUUCGCCAACUCUUUAGCCCCUACUUAAACAAAUUUCAUUUGAUCGAUCGGCACCUACACUUGGUUUGUGAUCCAAUAUAUAUUUUACUUAGUUAGCUAUGACCCUAGCUUCUUGUUUCCCGCUAAAAGGUUGCGGUAAUGAUCAUGUUAUAACCACCGUUAUGCUAUAAUAAGUAUCCAACUAGAAGUAGGCGACGAGUAAUUGAGUUUAUAAUUGAUUUGUCUGUGAAGAUCGUGCAUUGCAUGGCAGGCUAUAGCCAACUUUUUUCGUCCCGUGCGACCUGAAAUUAAGCAGCCAACCACUUUAUAAUUAUUAAUUAGGAAUUAGGAUCACUGCAUGAACAGAGACUCUUCCUGCUCCGUGAUUGCCGCAUCAAUAAUAUAUACUCCAUCUGGCCGACCGCCUCGAUUCAAACUCUUUCUUCCUCAAACGUAUGAUCGGGUUAUGCGGUGUGAAUGCAUGAAAAGAGGAAGAAAAAUAGGUUCUCUCAUCGAUCGAUAAGGUUCAUAUAUGAUCUAAACCCUGAAUUAGUGAAUUCCCUUUGCCCAUGUUCACACAUACAAUAAGUUCUUUAUCUGGUUUGUAAUGCUAAUUAAGCAAAAGCAGGCAUGGCGGGGCGAAUGAUGCCGAAUUGGUACAAGGCAUGCAUGAGAGCGAUUUGUUCAUUUGGUUCGCUUUUCAUAGCAUAUAUAUAACAGAGUUUAAGAAGAUGUUCGUUUAGGUAUCUAAGCAUUUCAUGACAUGUUAGACUCUAGAUUAUGCAUAAAUUGGUCAGGAAAAAGGCAAAGCAAAGCCAUCGACAUAAAAAAUGACCUUAUUUAUCCUCACUACGGGAAAAAUGGCUUUUGGCAACACUUCAAAUGUGUUGUAAAAAGUGCUCAAAGUGUUGCAUAUGUAAUAUGCAACACUUUUACUAGUGUCCUCUAUAGGUGGUGUUGUAUAAAGUAAUAGGUAACAUUUUUCUUACUUUUGGUAACAAAAAAAUAAGUGUUGUAUAUAUAUACCGCUUAUACAACACUAUUUUAGACAACACUUAAAAUAAAUUACGCAACACAUUUUUACGAGUAUAACCGACACAUGUAUAUACUUUAUUAGUGACGAGUUUGAUCGUCAUAUAAGAUGUACCCAAUGGUGACAAUAUACUUUUGUAACAAAUAUUAUACAUUUGUGAUGACUUCAUGUGGACAUCGAUGUAUUUCAACGGCUACCACUUUAAAUUGUCACAAAUGUGCCAUUUUCAUACUGUAUUUUGUCACAAAAUAGGGUUUUGUGAUGGUAUUGUAGUCACAAUAUCAUGUUUCUGUGACAAAGAUAUUGUUACUAUUGCAACAACAUUAAUGAUGAACUCUUUUUUUACACAAAUAUUAUGCUUUUGAAUAUAGUAUAUUUAUUACAAUAAAGAGGAUUUGAGUUAUCACAAAUAGUUACUAUUAUUUGUGACCACAAUAUUGUCAUAUAUACCGCUCGGACCAUUGACCAAGAACUACACUAAAAAAACAUACACAUCAUAUACUUCAUAUUUCCAUUCCUCCCCUAUUUACUUUGCAAAACCAAUACAAGAAAACAAAAACAAAAUACACAAUGAAUAUGCCAAGAUUAACCUUACGUAGAUUAACUUUUCCUAUAGUUGUGAUUCAUAAUCAAUCACAGAUUUGAUGAAGACCAUGCCCUGCUUAUGAUAUCUUCAUCCAUAAGAAAUCAUGCUUUUGAGU
Messenger RNA from Linum trigynum, 2776 nucleotides. Lineage: Eukaryota; Viridiplantae; Streptophyta; Magnoliopsida; Malpighiales; Linaceae. The record is from the annotation of a GenBank genome assembly.